This is a messenger RNA of Coccinella septempunctata (seven-spotted ladybird), 2494 nucleotides long. RefSeq lists its product as uncharacterized. Lineage: Eukaryota; Metazoa; Arthropoda; Insecta; Coleoptera; Coccinellidae. The coding region runs from base 248 to 2149 and encodes 633 amino acids. The record is from RefSeq and is a predicted model, not a curated record. The transcript is spliced from 2 exons.
UGAAAUAAUUAAACAUUUCAACUAGUUGAUCAAUGAUAGGUUAACCGUUGAAACAUACACACUUCAUCCCACAGAACACUUUAUUCUUAUCUUCAUCCUAUUGUGGUAGUGAAGAAAAGUUAAUGCUUUGAGCGGAUUGGUACAUCAUCAGUGACACAGAACAAAAAAAACCGUUAUUUCGGGAUCGGCUCAUUCCGUAAAUUUCUUUGACAGAUAAAUAUUUUUGAAGUUUGAGGUUAAAUGUUAAAUGAAUGUGAUAUUACUGAAAGGCACUAAGAUUGAGGAUGAAAAAUUUGGGUCCAAAAUGAAGGCACAACAUUCAUCAAUUACUGAUACUGAUGAAACAUUAGGGUAUGACAAAAACAAUAGUAAAUCACAGUUGCAUGAUGAGAGUUCAUCAUCCUCCACCCUCUCUGCGGUAUCUUUAAGUGCGGAGUUAGGAAAUGAUUCAUUUGAGCAUGUUCCAAUCGAAACACCAACAAACAAAGUAACCCCUACUGUUGAGGAUGCUACAAGUAGCAAACUGCCAAUAGGAAGAAUAUUCGUUUCAAAAAAUAUUUUUAAAUCGGUUCCCACAGAAGUCCAUGGAUGUCCUCUGUUGGCUCCAGUUCAUAUGGACGGAAGUAUAGCAACUUCUGUGGAUAAUAUUGAGACAAGAAAUAAUUGUACGGAAAAACAAUACCGAAUGUUGUUACCCAAAGGAGUUCCAGUUUUAUAUACCACAAGGCAUUCUAGCAAUGCCUGUUCACAACCUUUGAUUCUCUGUAAAAUUGGAGAUAAAAGCAAUCUGAGGCCAGUGCCAGGUACUGUGGUGAAGGAAAACAAUAAAAUUACUCUACCUUGCCCUGAACAGAAGGUUGAGAAUUACCAUUGGUUGCAAAAUGAUCACGAUUAUCCCAAAAGAAUUGACUUUCCUAACGGUGUCAAAGUGAUUCAAAGGUCUUUUAAUUUCCCCAAAAAGCAAAUAAUAAGAGGACAUAGGGUGUAUGUUCCAGACCGAGAAAGCAAAAAAGUCGACAAUGUUGAUAGAAGCAGUGGAAAAAAAAUAGAGUAUCGGCUGAAUGUCAAUGGAAUCAUGGCUGUCACUGAUGAACAAGAUCCCCUUUAUAUACCCAAUCAGCAAGAAAAAACGGUCUUACCAUGCACCAUGCUGAAAAAAAUUAAAAACCCAUUUGUGACUCCCAGCCAAGUGAAUGAUAAAAGAAAAAAUGAUAAAAAAUUUUCGAUCUGUUGUACAGUUUUACCCGAUUCUAAAGGAACAUCUUCGUCUAUUCCUCUCGAUAAACAAACUUUGGUUGAGUCGAAAAAAACCAAGGUAGCCUCUACGAAAUCGAUGAAUUCCGAACAUUCGAUCGUGAAAAAUUACGCAGUUCAAAAUAAAAUACCGAGGAGAGAAAAAAAACACACGAAUGUCGAUAAUUCCAAAUUCGCCGUCGAAAAAUCUAACGAUUCGAAUUCAGUUUAUUUGAACAAGGUGCUGCUUGAAUGUACGCCGGCAAUUAAUUCUGAUUACUGUAGGAAUUUCUUCAUAAAAAAUUCUGCAUGGGAUUAUUUGGAGCCCGAAUUCAAGGGAUUCAAUGAAAGGGAAGAAAUUAUUUCCAAAUCCUGUUUUGGAUUUUUUACUAACAUGAUGGAUAAUUUAAGGAGGAAAGAAUGUCAGCCAGAGACUUAUACCGUAAAUGAUCUUUUUUAUACAAGAAAAAUAGAGAUGUUAGAUAAAGAAGGAAGACUGAAAAAAGUAUUGAUAAUGCCUUCACAAGAUGAAGUUGCAAGAAAAAGAAAAAUACUACCUCCGCCAUUUAUUUACCCUCCAACUAAGAAAUGUAAAAUAGUUCUGGAAAAAAACGAAAUUGUAGAAAACCAAGUGAAACUUUAUAUGUUGGGAAAGAAACUAAAUUCAUAUAUACUUCACGCACUCGCUUUUUCGAAAAGUGAUGCGCUCAAACCACUCAUUAUUUUGAAUAAACAUAAUUGCAAUGUUCUCAAGGUGAAUGAGAUUUUGUGUAAGCAUUCAAAUAUUAUUUAUGUGAAAAACGCCGAGGACAAAUUUCCUGAGAGACUACUGAGAAAUAAGUUCGUGGUUAGUCAGAUUCAACAAAGGACUAUUAAGUUAAUUUCUCCAAAUGCAUUGAGAAAUUUUUUUAUGUGAUAAUAAUACAUACGCUUUUUGUUACAGUUUGAAUUUUUCUUUACUGUUGAACAUAUGUAUAAAAGUUGUUUUUUUCAUCAAAGUAGGCGUGAUUCCUCAUUUAGGAAAAAAUUCUGCAGAAAUUGCAGUGUGAAACUUUGUAGAAAACCUUUUUAUUUAUUGCGAUUCUUUUAGUUUUGCCAUUUUGAAAAAGUGAAAAAAUAUGGUUCCGAACAUUACUAUUUAGGUGUUUUUUUAUUGAAAAAAGAUGGAAUUUUUCAGCAGUAUUUUCUCAGAAAAUGUAACUGUGACCAUUUCUGUUAUAUUAUUUUUGUAAAUAUAUAAUAAUAUACAUAUAUCUGUGUA